UAGCACAAAAAUCCCUAGUUCUUUUUUGUUCGUGCAUGUUGCCGAGCCUUGUACAGAAAGUUUCACAGUAUUUAGUAACCUGUAUUGUUGCAAAGUAAUUGUCAUGGCUUCGGAACGGUAUAGUUUUUCGUUAACAACUUUCAGUCCCUCUGGGAAACUGGUGCAGAUAGAAUAUGCCUUAGCUGCGGUUGCUGCUGGGGCUGCUAGUGUUGGUAUCAAAGCCUCAAACGGGGUUGUUCUUGCCACAGAAAACAAGCACAAAUCAAUAUUGUACGAUGAACACAGUGUGAAGAAAGUAGAAAUGAUUACAAAACAUAUUGGUAUGGUCUACAGUGGGAUGGGUCCAGAUUACAGAUUACUAGUAAAACAGGCACGUAAAAUUGCACAGCAGUAUCAACUUAUUUACCAAGAACCAAUACCUACCGCACAGCUGGUGCAAAGAGUUGCCAUGCUGAUGCAAGAAUAUACACAGUCUGGAGGAGUCAGACCAUUCGGAGUGUCUUUGCUAAUUUGUGGCUGGGACAAUGGAAAGCCUUGUUUAUAUCAGUGUGAUCCUUCUGGUGCAUACUUUGCGUGGAAGGCCACGGCAAUGGGCAAGAACUUUGUCAAUGGGAAAGUAUUUCUCGAGAAAAGAUACAGCGAGGAUUUGGAACUAGACGAUGCCGUUCACACUGCCAUUUUAACUUUGAAGGAAGGAUUCGAGGGACAGAUGACCGCUGAUAACAUAGAAGUUGGUAUUUGCGAUGCAAAUGGUUUCAGAAGAUUGGAACCUUCGAACGUCAAGGAUUACCUUGCCAAUAUUCCUUAAUUUAUAUAUUUUUUAUUUAUCACAUUAUUUACAGUGAUCUUUACGAAAUCUACGUAAACUAGAUUCUUAUAAUGAAAUAUUUCGUUAAAAAUAAACAAAAAAUAUUAUUCCGUAUAA
Frieseomelitta varia is the source of this 925-nucleotide messenger RNA. RefSeq names its product proteasome subunit alpha type-2 (gene Prosalpha2). The record is from RefSeq and is a predicted model, not a curated record. Gene Ontology annotation, biological process: ubiquitin-dependent protein catabolic process. The transcript has 3 exons. The coding region runs from base 104 to 808 and encodes 234 amino acids. Lineage: Eukaryota; Metazoa; Arthropoda; Insecta; Hymenoptera; Apidae. Gene Ontology annotation, cellular component: proteasome core complex, alpha-subunit complex; proteasome core complex.